GCCCCGCCCACCCCGUCACCCGUAACAACCACUGGAGCCCUCGCCGCGCCCCUCCUCCCUCCCGCCCCCCCGGCCCCCUCCCCGGAACCGGCGGUGGAGCUGCGGCCGCCGAGCAGUCGAACCGCGACGGCCCCGCGGAGCCGCCGGUAUGAACGCCCUUCGCCACCCCGCGUGCCAGGCCCGGCCUUUCUGACAAGAGCUAGACUUUGGGCGCCUUGAGGAUAUUCAGUUUGUACGUUUGAAUAUCCUCUCACCAUGUUCAGCAUAAAAUAUCAUUCUUAAUGAUUAUCCUCAGCAAGACAGGUGUGAGAGGAUUGCUAUUAUAUUACAAUCAUGGUGCAAAAAUACCAGUCACCAGUGAGGGUGUACAAAUACCCCUUUGAAUUAAUUAUGGCUGCCUAUGAAAGGAGGUUCCCUACAUGUCCCUUGAUUCCGAUGUUCGUGGGCAGUGACACUGUGAAUGAAUUCAAGAGUGAAGAUGGGGCUAUUCACGUCAUCGAAAGGCGCUGCAAGCUGGACGUGGAUGCGCCCAGGCUGCUGAAGAAGAUCGCAGGAGUUGAUUUUGUUUAUUUUGUCCAGAAAAACUCACUGAAUUCUCGGGAACGUACUUUGCACAUCGAGGCUCAUAAUGAAACGUUUUCCAAUCGGGUCAUCAUUAACGAGCAUUGCUGCUACACCGUUCACCCUGAAAAUGAAGAUUGGACCUGUUUUGAGCAGUCUGCAAGUUUAGAUAUUAAAUCUUUCUUUGGUUUUGAAAGUACAGUGGAAAAAAUUGCAAUGAAACAAUAUACCAGCAACAUUAAAAAAGGAAAGGAAAUCAUUGAAUACUACCUUCGCCAGUUGGAAGAAGAAGGCGUAACCUUUGUGCCCCGUUGGACUCCGCCUUCCAUCACGCCCUCUUCAGAGACAUCUUCAUCCUCCUGCAAGAAACAAGCAGCGUCCAUGGCCGUUGUCAUCCCAGAUGCCGCCUUCAAGGAGGGGCUGAGCGGCGAUGCCCUCAGCAGCCCCAGCGCACCUGAGCCCGUGGUGGGCACCCCUGAUGACAAACUAGAUGCCGACUACAUCAAGAGAUACUUGGGUGAUUUGACUCCACUGCAGGAGAGCUGCCUCAUUAGACUUCGCCAGUGGCUCCAGGAGACUCACAAGGGCAAAAUUCCAAAAGAUGAGCAUAUUCUUCGGUUCUUACGUGCGCGGGAUUUUAAUAUUGACAAAGCCAGAGAGAUCAUGUGUCAAUCUUUGACGUGGCGGAAGCAGCACCAGGUAGACUACAUUCUCGAUACCUGGACCCCUCCACAGGUCCUUCAGGAUUACUACGCAGGAGGCUGGCAUCAUCACGACAAAGAUGGGCGGCCCCUCUACGUGCUCAGGCUGGGGCAGAUGGACACCAAAGGCUUGGUGAGAGCGCUCGGGGAGGAGGCCCUGCUGAGAUACGUUCUCUCCAUAAAUGAAGAAGGGCUAAGACGAUGUGAAGAGAAUACAAAAGUCUUCGGACGGCCUAUCAGCUCCUGGACCUGCCUGGUGGACCUGGAAGGGCUGAACAUGCGCCACCUGUGGAGACCCGGCGUCAAAGCGCUGCUGCGGAUCAUCGAGGUGGUGGAGGCCAAUUACCCCGAGACGCUGGGCCGCCUUCUCAUCCUGCGGGCACCCAGGGUGUUUCCUGUGCUCUGGACGCUGGUGAGUCCCUUCAUUGAUGACAACACCAGAAGGAAAUUCCUCAUUUAUGCAGGAAACGACUACCAGGGUCCGGGAGGCCUGCUGGAUUACAUUGACAAAGAGAUUAUUCCAGAUUUCCUGAGCGGGGAGUGCAUGUGCGAAGUGCCAGAGGGUGGACUGGUCCCCAAAUCUCUGUACCGGACUGCAGAGGAGCUAGAGAAUGAAGACCUCAAGCUCUGGACCGAGACCAUCUACCAGUCUGCAAGCGUCUUCAAAGGAGCCCCGCAUGAGAUUCUCGUUCAGAUUGUGGAUGCCUCUUCAGUCAUCACUUGGGAUUUCGACGUGUGCAAAGGGGACAUUGUCUUCAACAUCUAUCACUCCAAGAGGUCGCCACAGCCACCCAAAAAGGACUCCCUGGGGGCCCACAGCAUCACCUCUCCAGGCGGGAACAAUGUGCAGCUCAUAGACAAAGUCUGGCAGCUGGGCCGCGACUACAGCAUGGUGGAGUCGCCUCUGAUCUGCAAAGAAGGAGAAAGCGUGCAGGGCUCCCAUGUGACCAGGUGGCCGGGCUUCUACAUCCUGCAGUGGAAGUUCCACAGCAUGCCUGCGUGCGCCGCCAGCAGCCUGCCCCGGGUGGACGACGUGCUCGCCUCCCUGCAGGUGUCUUCGCACAAGUGCAAAGUCAUGUACUACACCGAGGUGAUCGGCUCCGAGGAUUUCAGAGGCUCCAUGACCAGCCUGGAGUCCAGCCACAGUGGCUUCUCGCAGCUGAGUGCUGCCACCACCUCCUCCAGCCAGUCCCACUCCAGCUCCAUGAUCUCCAGGUAGUGCCGCGCCUAGUGUGCAGAGGGGAUGACCGCCCCUCCUCCAACAGCCAGCUGCGGCCGCCCGCCCACCCAGCGCGACAUUGUACAGACUCCUUUCACCUCUAGAUAGCAAGUAGCUCUCCGGAUGGUAAACGUAGUCAUUUGAUCCCAAAACUCUCUUGGCAGGUAGUUUUAACUCUGAUCCUAACUUAACUCAAUAGCCAUAGAUUUUGUUACGUUGUGCACAAAAUCCAACCAGAGCACAAGGGCUCUCUUGAAAGAACAGUAGCUUUUAUACCAGUUAAAAGAUUGAUGCGGUCCCAGAUAUUGAUGCAAAAAAUUUUUCCAACGAACUCUGCAUUGUCCGUUAGUGAAUGAAUUCCUGUGACAUCCUCGAGAGAUGGCCCUUCCUCACCUGGGACAGAAGCUGCCAGCACAUGUCCCCCAAGCUGCAUCGUGGCCCUCACACCUCCUGUCACUGUCGAGAUGGUCUGUGGACUUAGGGACGGCCCGUGAGGUCCUUCUUCCUCUGAGGAUUCAGAGGCCGCCUGCGGAGCACCCUGUCCCGUGGGCAGACCCCCCCACUCCACGUGCUGUCCUGAAGUGGGGCUGGGGGCUCAGGAGGGGUUCUGGGGGACUCCGGGGGACUCCAGGAAAAUGCUGCCAUCAUUCAACGUUACUUCCUCUCUCCUCCUUUUCAAAUCUUUUUAAUACUUUUUAGAGCUGGAUUUUUCUGUGUGUGAACUUGGGUGGGGGGAGGGUUCUUACCCUUUUUCUUUCCACGCGUCGCCCCCUCACCUGCAGUCAGCUCAGCGUAGGCAUCUCUCCUCUGUGUCCUCCUGCGGCCGCUAGAGGCCGUUGGAACCAGCAAGUCACAUUUGCCAUUUGACACCGUCCACAGGGUUUUAUUCAUAGCUAAGCAGCAUCUGCCACAUCCACGUCAGGGUGGCCUGUGGCCUGUGGCCUGUAGGAGCCCUGCAUCUUUGUACAGGGAAUGGUGGACUCAAGCGUGUGCGUGCGUGCAUGUGCUGUGUGUGUGCAUGACGGCAGGAGGGGCUGGGGGGACGGGGCGUGUAGAAACUUAGUUUGAGUAACAGAGGAGUCUACAGAAGCAAAUCAGAAUGUGGGAUUUGUUUGCCUUUUACAUUUUCUGUUUAAUUCCUGAUUUUUAAAGCCUGCUGUACCUGGUACAGGCCCUCAGGUUUCAGCUUUUCAUGGGAAGAGCAGGGGAUUUGAGAAUCUGUCUGGAAGCCGCAUAGGGACGGCCUCCAUGGUAGACACGCAGCGUGUGUCUCUGUGCAGCAGAGGCCGUGCUUUUCAUGCCAAACCCCACGUUGGCUGUCACCCGUGUGCGUGGUAAGCGUGGAAAUCCUGGUGGUGCCGUCUCAGCGCUGCUCUGAGGCAUUGGGUCGGUGCCGCGUCACCGGAGGGCUGUGUGGAGGCCGUGUGUGCCCUGUGCAGGGAUCAGGAGGGCUGGGGAGGGACCCAGCAGCCCUCCCGCCCGGUCAGGUCAGCCCCAGGGGCUCCCUGCACACUGUAGCUGUCCUGGGCCUCCGCGGUCACCUGCCUUUGGUCCACGUUGGUGUGUUUGCUUUUAGAGAUCCAGCUCCUCAGUUGUACCCGAAGCCUUGCUUCCAGGAAGUACGGCAGGGCGAGUAGCGCAUCUGUGCUGCCCCCGUUUGGUGCCUCCUGUUCCCACAUCACAAGGACCUGAAGAUGGUCCCUGCUUUCUCUUUCUUUCUCUUUCUCUGUGUCUCAGAUGGCGAUUUUGCUGACAGCUGCCAAGAAAAUGCUUCAUUCAACAGUCCUCAUGUGCCCAGAGAUGUUUAUAGAACUGUUUGAAUUGCAGCCAUCCCCUGCCCCUCCCAGGCUGAAGAUCUGUUCUUUUUAAGUUGAUUCGGGAGUGGCACUCUUUCAUCCCCAGAGAACUGAGUGCAUCUUUAAGAGCCCCCAGCACACGGCUGCACAAAUGCUCACAGGGUCCAGGUCUCCUGAGUAAUCCAGUCUCACUCUCCCUGGGAGGGAAGCUGGGGCAGCUGUGGUUUGAGUAUGUCGUUUGCAUCGCGUUUCUACUUUUAGUACCUUGCCACUCUUUUAAAAUGCUGCUGUCAUUUCCCGUUUCUUAGUACUAACGAUUCUUCGAUUUUCCCUCUAUUACUAGUGUCUCUCUAUUCACUUUCCUUCCUAAACUUGUGAUUUGCAUAUCAAAUUCUGUAAAUGUUUUGUAAACAUAUUACCUCACUCUUGGUAAUACAAUACUGAUAGUCUUUAAAAGAUUUUUUUAUUGUUAUCAAUAAUAAAUGUGAACUGUUUAAAGAAAA
Molecule: messenger RNA, 4780 nt
Organism: Saimiri boliviensis boliviensis (Bolivian squirrel monkey)
Lineage: Eukaryota; Metazoa; Chordata; Mammalia; Primates; Cebidae
Gene: SEC14L1
Product: SEC14 like lipid binding 1
Biological process (GO): negative regulation of RIG-I signaling pathway
Cellular component (GO): cytoplasm; cytosol
Molecular function (GO): RIG-I binding
Source: RefSeq, a predicted model, not a curated record